Molecule: messenger RNA, 1491 nt
Organism: Rhodamnia argentea
Lineage: Eukaryota; Viridiplantae; Streptophyta; Magnoliopsida; Myrtales; Myrtaceae
Product: ribosome biogenesis regulatory protein homolog
Exons: 9
Coding region: 270-1283 (337 amino acids)
Biological process (GO): endonucleolytic cleavage in ITS1 to separate SSU-rRNA from 5.8S rRNA and LSU-rRNA from tricistronic rRNA transcript (SSU-rRNA, 5.8S rRNA, LSU-rRNA); ribosome biogenesis; ribosomal large subunit biogenesis
Cellular component (GO): nucleolus; nucleus; preribosome, large subunit precursor
Molecular function (GO): protein binding
Source: RefSeq, a predicted model, not a curated record
GAAAGAAGAAACCUAGCCAUUCCUUCUUUGCCGCCCCGCUUUCCUGGGCUCAAACGCCCCGCCUCUGCUCCGGCCUCUUCAAAACCAUACCGCCUUCUCACGGUCCUGCUCCGUCGCUAGCCGACGCUGAGACUCGCUCCGCCGUGCGCCCCUCCCCUCGCAGCUGCUUAGCCUUUGCGUCGCUCGUCCGUUGAUCGCAGCGAAGCCACACCACACGCUGACUCCGCGCAAUCCCUGCCGUCGUCGUUGGACCUCAGCGUUGGACAUCAAUGGAGGAGACUCGGACUGUGCAGGUUGACCUCGGGAAUCUCAUGGCCUUGGAUUCUAGUCACCACUUCCCUUCCCUACCUUCUUCGAGGUUCACACUUCUGGAGGAGUUGAUACAGAAGUGUCUGGAGAAGGGGACUGAGCUUGUUCAAGUGGUCGCAGAUGCCCUUUUCAACUUACCUUCGACUGAAGAUGUGGAUGGCCCUAUUGUCAAGUUGCCACCUCCAACAACAAAAUUGCCUAGAGAAAAGCAUUUGCCAAAGCCCAAACCUCCUACAACAUGGGAAAUGUUUGCCAAAGCGAAAGGUAUAAAAAACCGUAAAAAGGACAAGAUUGUUUAUGAUGAGCAGACUGGUACUUGGAAACGCCGCUAUGGAUACGACCGUGUUAAUGAUGAUCAAGAUGUGCCCAUACUCGAGGCCAAGGCCACUGAUGAGGUUGGAAGUGACCCUUUUGCUGUGAGACGGGCUGAUAAGAAGAAGCGCGUUGAAAAGCAAAACAAAAACCGAUUGCAGAACCUAAAACAAGCUGCAAAAGAUCAUGCUUUGCCAAGCCAUAUCCAGCUAGCGGCCACAGCAUUGCCCAUAACAGGAACCCAGGCUGCACCAAAGAAAGUGAGUAAAGAUGAACUGGGGAAUGUUGCCGGAUUGGCAGCUACCGCCACAGCCAGUGGUGGGAAGUUCGACAAGAAGCUUCCAGGAGAAAAGAAGCCCAAACAUGAGCAAAAGCAUCGCAAGUUCCUUCCAGUAGCAGAAGGAAAAGGGCAGGGUUCAAAAGAGAAGGAGCAAACGGACAGAGUUCUAAACAAGCUCCUUUCCAAGAAUUCACAUGAAAUACUUAACGUUGAUAAGGCUGUUACGAUGUACAACGUGAAGAAAGAGAAGAAACGAAGUAAACAAAAGCGAGACUCCUCUUCAAACUCAAGCAAGCUGAAACCACAGAAGAAAGUGCAAAAAAAGCCCAUUAAGAAGGGAUCUGUUAACAAGGGAUCUGCGAAGAAAGGGAAAUCUAAAUGAAACCCCUAAACUACUUGUAGUUGUUGUAUGCUUGUAGGGUUUAGAUUAGGCGCUACAAGUAUGUUAGGAUCGAUAUGGUUUUGCUUCGAAAAAUAUUUAUAUAUUGUCAUAGCAAACUCGCCGUCUUUUGCAUAUUAGUGCUUCUUCUGGCACUUGUUUUGUUUUACAUUUCACGAGCUGAUAUUAGUGCGCAAAACAAAUUCAGAUG